Molecule: messenger RNA, 1570 nt
Organism: Aureobasidium subglaciale EXF-2481
Lineage: Eukaryota; Fungi; Ascomycota; Dothideomycetes; Dothideales; Saccotheciaceae
Exons: 3
Coding region: 470-1378 (302 amino acids)
Cellular component (GO): membrane
Source: RefSeq, a predicted model, not a curated record
CUGUCCACGAUGUACUGACCACUGGUAACUGGCGGGUUCGCGCUCGAAUUUAGGUCGAGGUCAUUGCGCAUUAGUGGUUGAGAAGGUAUGGACGGAGCUCCGAAGGUCAAAUUCCGUGUGAACGAAACAGUGGAGAUACACCUCAACACAGCCAGCCGGACUUCAAAUUUCGAAAGCCACAUUGACUGCCGACGACUCCACAUGCGUUUGCACCGAAGAAAGAGUUGUCGUCGAGAUGCCUAGUCUGGGUUUGCAGAAGGAUGAGCAGAUCGCGGUAGACGAUCAGGGACAAGAAAGAUUGAUGAGUGAUCUAAUGCCAAGUCAUGCACGAGCUCCUCCAGUUGACCCACGAAUCGCAAGAACGACAACGUCAUACCGUGAACGUGAUCCUCUCUCAACGCGUCUUCCUGGACGUCUAUCUUCAAACACUACCUAGCAUCGACUACCACAGACCAGGACAACAACUGUCAUGGAUUUUGCGUUACAACACAAGGGCCAGCUGGGCGCCGUCACAGCAUUGGUUUUGUACUCUGCCGCCAAAAAUAAACUGACACCAGGCGGCAUUGUGGCCGCGGUCGUGACUGCGGAAAUACACAUGAUGCAUCCCUGGGGUGUGUUCUUCAACCUCCUCGUAGGUUUCUUCAUUGCCGGUACUGUGGGCACAAAGAUCAAUCAUACAACAAAGAAGACCCUCACUCAAUCUGCAACCGGAGGAGUAGGUGGCGAAGGUGCACGUAACUACGCCCAAGUAUUGGCCAACUCGGGCACGGCAUCAGUAUUGAUCUUGUGGCAUCUCUACGCCUCGCAAAAAGGAACAGGUUUGAAGGAUGAGUACAGCUUGACUGAUGUGAUUCCGUUUGGCAUUGCUGCAUCUUAUGCUGCUGCCGCCGCCGACACUCUCAGUAGCGAACUUGGUAUUCUCUCACCAAGCUCUCCUGUGCUUAUCACUGCGCCCUGGCGUAAGGUUCCUCGCGGAACUAACGGAGGAGUCACGAUCACUGGUCUUCUUGCUGGCCUUGCAGGCUCUGUUUUCAUCUCUACACUUGCAUACUUCACCCUGCCCUUCUCUCGCAUGGCAUGGACUGGAGAUUCCAAGUUUCUUUUUUGGGUCACCUUGACCCUUGCUGGAUUCAGUGGUACUCUCUUAGACUCUCUGUUGGGUGCCUUGGUCCAGGCUACCGUUGAGGACAAGAGCAGCGGCAGAAUUGUCGAAGGAGACAAUGGCAAGAGAGUCAAGGUCACUGCAGGAGGUAGCAGAGUUCAGAGAGGUAUGGAUGUGCUCAACAACAAUGGCGUCAACUUUGCUAUGGCUGCUACAGUUGCUGCUGUAGGUAUGGGUGUGUGGAACUCGAUGGUGCAGAAAGUGAUUCUGGCUUAGACCUUCUUGAGCUUCGAAGAUUCGGGUUUCAGCUGGCGAGCGAUCUCUCAAGUGCAAGCUUGGGUCUAUAUAUCAUCGAGUAACCAAACGUAUUACAUCCAUUUGCAGUCACCUUUACCAACGGUAACACACGAUGUUUUUAGUAGCAGCGAUGAUGCUCUUGGUGGAGCUGUUAUGCCAAGACUUUUUCGU